This is a messenger RNA of Diorhabda carinulata, 1767 nucleotides long. Its product is annotated as aldehyde dehydrogenase, dimeric NADP-preferring-like. Lineage: Eukaryota; Metazoa; Arthropoda; Insecta; Coleoptera; Chrysomelidae. The coding region runs from base 233 to 1729 and encodes 498 amino acids. Gene Ontology annotation, biological process: aldehyde metabolic process. Gene Ontology annotation, molecular function: aldehyde dehydrogenase (NAD+) activity. The record is from RefSeq and is a predicted model, not a curated record. The transcript is spliced from 4 exons. Gene Ontology annotation, cellular component: cytoplasm.
UCAGACGUGAUUAGUCAAAGUUGUUUUGUAGAUAUUGUUGUAGAGAGUUAUUCAUAAUUAAUACUGUAUAAAAAUAAAUUCUUACACUUUGUUUAUAAAAAAAUGCGAUAAGAAGUGAUUGUAUUCAAAUUUUAUUUCGAGAUUUGAGUGUGUAAUUGAUAAUAAAUAUUUAAAACGUAGUGAUACAGUAAAACAUUUGUUUAGUGUACUUGUGCAUUGUGGAAAAAUCAACAUGUCUGUAAAAAAUCCCGAACAUGUUGUUAACGAACUUCGCAAUACAUUCAACAGCGGUAAAACCAAAUCUGUUAAUUACAGGAUAAAACAAUUAAAAGCACUUUUAAAUUUAUUGGAUGAAAAUACGGAUUUAAUUGCGGAUGCUUUAGAAAAAGAUUUACGAAAAAACAAAAUCGAAUCUAUUCUAAUGGAAAUAGACGUUGUGAAAAAUGAAAUUAAAUAUUAUUUGAUGCAUAUUCACGACUGGACGAGACCUGAAAAACCUACUAAAGGUUUAGCUAACGUGUUGGAUUCUGUGUAUAUAUUAAAUGAUCCUUAUGGUGUUGUACUUGUAUUAGGAGCUUGGAAUUAUCCUUUACAACUUGCCGUAUCACCGUUCGCCGGAGCUAUUUGUGCUGGAAAUUGUGUUCUACUCAAACCUUCUGAAGUAUCUUCGGCUACUUCGAAAUUUUUGGCAGAGUAUAUACCUAAAUAUUUAGAUAGUGAUUCUUAUAAAGUGUACGAGGGAGGUGUGCCAGAAACUACGGAAUUGUUAAAACAAAGAUUUGAUUAUAUAUUUUACACUGGUUCACCUGGAGUUGGGAAAAUAAUUCUGAAAGCUGCUAGCGAGUUUUUGACUCCUGUCACUUUAGAAUUGGGCGGUAAAAGCCCAGUGUAUUUGGACAAAUCUGCUGAAUUGGACGUCGCUAUAAGGCGAAUAUUGUGGGGAAAAUGUGCUAAUUCAGGUCAAACUUGCGUCGCCCCCGAUUAUCUAUUAUGUUCGAAGGAAUUAGAAGAAAAAAUAAUCCCCAUUGCUAAAAACGUUAUUAAAGAUUUCUUCGGUGAAAAUCCAAAAGAUUCGCCGUUUUAUGGACGAAUAGUAAACGAUAGACACUUCCAACGACUCGCAGCGUUAAUUAAAGGUGCCAAUGUAGGUUGCGGCGGGGACGUGGAUCCAAGUGAAAAGUUUAUAUCGCCAACUAUAUUAACCGGGGUGAAGUCUACGGAUCCCGUUAUGCUAGAAGAAAUAUUCGGUCCAAUAUUGCCGAUUGUUAACGUCCAAAACGCUUACGAAGCCAUCGAAUUUAUCAAUUCUAGAGAAAAACCGCUCGCCCUUUACAUAUUUUCGAAUAAUAAGAAAGAUAUCGAUCAGAUAUUGAAGAAUACGUCUUCGGGUGGUGUUUGUAUUAAUGAUACGAUAAUGCAUAUCGUACCGUUGGGGUUACCUUUCGGGGGUGUGGGUAACAGCGGAAUGGGUAAAUAUCACGGGAAAUAUAGUUUCGAAACGUUCGUUCAUAAAAAGAGCGUUUUGCAGAAGAAUUUGAGUCAGAUUGGUGAGUUAUUGGGUUCUCCUAAAUAUCCACCGUAUACGCAAGGUAAACUUAGAUAUUUGCAAUUGAUGUUGACGCCGGGGAUGGAUAUUAGGGGUAGGUUUAUGUCGCGUUUAUUAACAUUUACAUGCGGUGUCGCUUUCGUUCUUUUGGUGCAAUAUUUUAAGAAUUUUUUCAAGUUUUAAUCCAGUUAUAGUUUAAAUAAAGCUCGUUAUACACUUAA